CACAGAGAGAGGACGAGCCUUCACUAGCCUACCCCUGUUUCUACUCUUAUAACUCGCACUCCUGUAGUCAUGUGAUGGUAAUAUACUACUACUACAGUGCUGAGCGGAGGCGGAGUAGCGCCGUUCGACAUUGCAAUGAGAAGCUCGUCUCAAGGACAAAACUCGCUGCACUUGUAAUUGAUCAUUUUUAAUCUGGAAAAUUGGAAUUUGAUGAAUUUUUAGUCGGCGCUGAUGUAAGGAGGAGGAGGAGGCCAGGAACAUAAAAACAUUAAUAAACAUAUUGAUAUAUAUAUAUAGAUAUAUAACUGGAAGGGACAACGUGCAGAGGGUUUUGAUUGGCUGGGCCAGGAAUGGUGGAUCAUUUGCUAGCGAGCGAGGAGACCUUUCUUCCUUAUGCGGGCUCCCCGCUGCUGUACCACCUGUCGGACAUGGCGACGGACGCGGGCGCCUACCAGGCGCUGCCCUCGCCCUUCUCGGAGGACGAGCUGAGCGACUCGUCCAGCCUGCGGUCCUGCUCCAGCCCGGAGUCCCAGGUGCUGGGCUCCAGCUAUGGGAGCAGCUCCAGCGUGGAGAGCCAGGACAGCAUCCUGGACUUCCUGCUGUCGCAGACCUCGCUGGGCGGGGCCUCGGCCGCCGUCGCCUCCCUGCCCGGCUUCCUGUGGGAGCCGUCGCCGCGGGAGACGCCCCGCCCGCCGCCGGUGAAGGAGGAGAGCUUCGACUUCCCCGUCUUCGCUCCCGACCUGGAGGACCAGUCGGGGCUGUUCCAGCCCACGCUGGAGGAGAUCGAGGAGUUCCUGGAGGAGAACAUGGAGGUGGUGACCCUGAAACAGGAGCCUGGGGAGCGGGUUCUGCCAGCAGGGGGCGGGGCUGGGGGCGGGGCUCAUCACACAGACCAGAAGACGCCCACGUCCGGUGCCACUGUCCCCGCCCUUGCUGCCGGUACUGAGACCAAGAACGCGCAGUCUGGACCCGCCUUAGACCCGGCUGUUGAUGGAGUAAAAAUGGAGGAGGUUCCAGUGGGCGGGGCCGGAGGCGGGGUGCCGGUCAUCCUGCAGAUCCAGCCCGUCCAGAUUAAGCAGGAGUCCCCGCCCCCUGGCCCGCCCUCCCAGUCGCCCUCAGACGUUAAAGUCGCUCAGCUCCUGGUCAACAUCCAGGGCCACACCUUCGCCCUCGUGCCACAGCUGGUCGCCUCCUCCUCCAGCCUUGGGGCCUCGCCGAAGUUCGUCCGCAUCGCGCCCGUCCCCAUCGCCGCCAAGCCCCAGUGCCAGGGCGAGGGCGGGGCCGGGGGCGGGGCCGUGGGGCUGCUGGCGGGGGGGCAGAAGUUCCAGAAGAACCCGGUGGCGGACCUCAUUAAAAUGCACAAAUGCACUUUCUCCGGCUGCAACAAGAUGUACACCAAGAGCAGCCACCUGAAGGCCCAUCUGCGCAGGCACACGGGGGAGAAGCCCUUCGCCUGCACCUGGGCCGGCUGCGGCUGGAGGUUCUCUCGCUCGGACGAGCUCUCGCGACACCGGCGCUCCCAUUCGGGGGUCAAGCCGUACCAGUGUCCCGUCUGCGAGAAGAAGUUCGCCCGCAGCGACCACCUGUCCAAACACGUCAAAGUGCACCGCUUCCCCCGAAACAGCCGAGCGGCGCGCCCCUCAAACUGACCGCCUCCUCUCUGACAGGCUAACAGCACGGGGGCCAAGGACCUGGGAUGGAGAGAACCUGAGAGAGGGAGAGAAGGAGUGACUGAGAGAGGGAGAGAAGUGAAUGAGAGAGGGAGAGAAGGAGUGAAUGAGAGAGGGAGAGAAGGAGUGAAUGAGAGAGGGGAGAGGAGUGAAUGAGAGAGGGAGAGAAGGAGUGAAUAGGUUUUAUUUAGACUGUCAGAGUCAGAUGGGAGAGACUGAUAGUGUGAAGACAACAAACCAGAGAGAACAGAGAGAAAGAAUGAGAGAGACUGAAAUAGAUUUAUGCAGAGAGCAGAGAAAGAUAGACUGCAAAUGUAUGAAUGCCGGUAUGAAUGUUUGUGAGCGUAUCUGUACGUGUGUGCGUGCGUGUGUGUGUGUGUGUGUUUCUGCAUGAGAGAGAAAAGAAUUAGAAAAUGAGAGAGAGAAUGAGAGAGAGAGAGAGGUAUUGUCAUAAUUUAUUGUGGGUGAAGUAAAUGGAACAAAGGAAAAACAAACCUGUUACUUGAUACGGUUUCUGUGUGGAUGCUCGGCUGUUCCCACACCUCCCGAUUUUCUCUGUUUUUCUGUGUUGUGUUUUUUUCUCAGAUUUUAAAUGAAAAGUAUCAGAAGUGUAUACGUUUGUGGUUUGAUUUGUUGUUGGUGCACCUGCCUUUUCAAGUUGGUUGAUUGUAGGAUUAGGAAGUUCCCCAGUAUUCCUUGUCUUUUGUCAACAUUAGCUAUGUUUCCAUUUGAAUUGCACAGGGAAUUUGCUUUGGAGCAGAACAAUCACUUUCGCUUUUGCAUAAAUCAGAAACUGAGAGUGUUUUCAAUGUGUUUCUUUCAGGAACAGUGGUGUCACAUGAUCUGAGCAUUGCUCAAGCUAUUCUGCAGUAUACAUUUUGCACACAUUUCAGCAAUUUGCCAUUUGCCAUAAUGUCUGCUUUUCUAUAACUGUCGACAUGAUAAAAGUUCUGAUCCGCAAUUUUGCAGGAAAUGGACUUGUUUUCAUUUAUUUAUAUUUGCAUAAUGCAAAGUUCAGUAGCCAUGUUCCAGAAUUGAAUUGACGUCCGAAAUGCUGAUUGAAACGUUGCGACUAAUGGCUACAAUUUAAAGGGGCCGUUCUGUGUAGUUUACUGAGCCCUUUUAAAACACGGUCACUUGGAAAUGCUUGAACUACUGACAGUAAUCAGGAUUAUGUCACAAUAAGCUAUGGGGAAACUCUGAGACUGAAGCUUCAGCUCACACAGGAACUUGAUCGUUUCGCACGGGCUCAAAGUUCUUCUCAACGGCAGGUUCACCAACAACGGGGCAAACUCACCGUAACAAAGAAAAAUGCGCACACUGAUCAUUUUGUGAUGUGUUCACGUGUCCACCAGCUGGCCUUUCAGAUCAGUAUUGACGAACUGCUCAUCUUUUAUUUAGUGUGUAUUUUCAUUGAUCAGCUGCUGGUUUUGUUAUUAAUGUUUAUGGGCUGUACUCAGUUUGCAUUUGUCCCUUAACUUUGAAGUUGUACUUUUUCUUUGUAGUUUAAUGUAUUGUUCCAAACUCACCAAAAUGUUUGUGAAUAAAACAAUAUAUAAAUAUCUCGCUUUUAAUUUAUGGUCAAAGAUAAGGACAAAUGUUAAUUGAAUUCCAGCCUAUGUCUUUUUUUUUUCUUUGUGUAAUUUUCUCUUUCUCUUGAAAGCCUUGCUGUUCAAAUAUCAAAAUGUAAUACAUUUGUGUAGCCUUAAUGUAAGAAGGCCUUAAUGGGGGCCAACAUCUUUAGCUAUUUAUAGGGGUAAAAUGACUUUUUUAUGGGAAAGAAAAGAAAUCGUGUUGGCAGACCGCGGGGUGUGAAUUUAAAGAUGGAAAGCGAGAACAGUGUUUCUGAGUAUAAGCUGAGAUAACGAGUGAGCGUUCAGUAGCUGCAGCAAGUGGACGCCUCGACUUCGUUGUU
Molecule: messenger RNA, 3585 nt
Organism: Anguilla anguilla (European eel)
Lineage: Eukaryota; Metazoa; Chordata; Actinopteri; Anguilliformes; Anguillidae
Product: Krueppel-like factor 15
Exons: 3
Coding region: 351-1649 (432 amino acids)
Biological process (GO): regulation of transcription by RNA polymerase II
Molecular function (GO): DNA-binding transcription factor activity, RNA polymerase II-specific; RNA polymerase II cis-regulatory region sequence-specific DNA binding
Source: RefSeq, a predicted model, not a curated record